Pseudocercospora fijiensis CIRAD86 is the source of this 1446-nucleotide messenger RNA. RefSeq lists its product as uncharacterized. The record is from RefSeq and is a predicted model, not a curated record. NCBI's taxonomy places the organism in Eukaryota, Fungi, Ascomycota, Dothideomycetes, Mycosphaerellales, Mycosphaerellaceae. The transcript has a single exon. Gene Ontology annotation, biological process: DNA damage checkpoint signaling; mitotic DNA replication checkpoint signaling; DNA repair. Gene Ontology annotation, molecular function: chromatin binding. The annotation marks the transcript as partial.
GAUGGGAGACCCUGGACCGAGAGAUUCGCGCCCGCCGACAUCUCUGAAUUGGCAGUCCACAAGCGCAAGGCAGCUGACGUUCGCGGGUGGCUGGAAGCGACUUUCAAAGGCAAGCGUCACAAGAUCCUCGUGCUCAAAGGUCCUGCAGGUACUGGCAAGACUACUACUGUACGACUUCUUGCUCAGGAGCUAGGCAUCGAGCUCCUCGAAUGGCGAGAUCCAGGUGCUGUGGAAUCAGAUGGCACUACCUCUGCCGCGGCUCGAUUUGAGGAGUUUGUCGUCCGCGCUGGCAAAUUGUCGGGACUGAAAUUGACUAACGGCUCGCAUGUGAAUACGAAGGAUCUUCUACCGCCGGUCAGCGAGGAAAACGAUCGAAAGAAGCGACCGCAAGCGAUUCUCGUUGAAGAGUUUCCAAAUACUUUCUCAAGAACAUCGAGCACACUGCAGUCCUUUCGCUCCACCUUGGCACAAUACGUCUCUGCGACAGUCUCGAACGAUUCGAUGCCAACUCCUAUGAUCAUGGUCAUCUCCGAGACCUUACUAUCAACAAAUACUGCCACAGCGGACAGUUUCACGGCCCAUCGACUUCUAGGCCCAGAGCUCAACACAAACCCGUACAUCAACAUUAUCGAGUUCAACCCAAUCGCACAUACAUACAUGGUGAAAGCACUUGAGACAAUCGUGGUGAAAGAGGCUCGAAAGUCCGGCCGUCGCCGAACGCCAGGCCCUCAGAUUAUUGAACGUCUGGCUGAAAGCGGCGAUAUCAGAAGUGCAGUCUCGUCUUUGGAAUUCCUUUGCGUGCGUGGAGAUGAUGGUCAGUGGUCAAGCAAGGUCACUUUCACGAAGCCCAAAACGUCCAGACUGUCCAAGAGCCUGGCACCUCUCACGAACGCGGAAGAAGAAGCCAUGAAAUUAAUCAGCAAUCGUGAGAGCAGUCUAGGAAUCUUCCACGCCGUUGGCAAAGUCGUCUACAAUAAGCGAACGGAUCCAGAACAUCGAAGUGGGCUCGCACAACCGCCAGCUUGGCUGCCUCAGCAUCGGCGGAGCAAAAUGCCCGAGACGAAUCCGGACACUUUGAUCGAUGAGCUCGGCACGGACACAUCUACAUUUGUGGCCUCCCUGCACGAGAAUUACGUCUUGUCUUGUGGUAGCGCGUCUGCAGAAGAGACCCUGGACAGCAUGAGUGGAUGCAUUGACAAUAUGUCAGACGCCGAUCUGAUGUCUCUUGAUCGCAUUUCCUUCGGCACCAGAGCGUUUUCUGGAUCAGCGGCCGACACUUUGCGUCAAGAUGAGCUCGCGUUCCAGGUGGCUGUUCGAGGUGUCUUGUUCAGCCUGCCGUAUCCUGUCCAUCGUGCGGAACCGACUAACGGAAGACGAGGCGAUGCAUUCAAGAUGUUCUACCCAGCAUCGCUCAGGCUCUGGCGAAAGCGAGAAGAACUGGAGGAG